AUGUUGUGGGCAACAAGGAGCUCCCUGUGGGACGUCGGAGGCCGUAGACGAGAGGUUGAACCGGAGCUGUGGUCGUAUGAAGGGCAGGUCGAACCUGCUGCUGUUGGGUUUCGUUGUGGCUAUCCGCCGCCGCCGGUAGUCAUGGUUGUGGCCAUUUGGGUUGUUACUGCCAUCAUUACACGCCACCAGGUGGGUGACCGAGCUUAUCUCGCAAGCGGAGGAGUGUUUGUGUGCGUGUGUUUCACGUGUAAGGGCUGUGAGAUCGUUCCUUGGCCGGAGAUUCGAGGAAAACCCCGCUGCCGCCAUGCACCACCGUAG
Lactuca virosa is the source of this 318-nucleotide messenger RNA. NCBI's taxonomy places the organism in Eukaryota, Viridiplantae, Streptophyta, Magnoliopsida, Asterales, Asteraceae. The record is from the annotation of a GenBank genome assembly.